UCCGGGAAGCCAAUCAGUACCCUCCCGUCUGUCUCUCUGAGCCCUCAAACCUCACCAAUUUUCUUCCCGCGCGGCAGCACCAAAUCCCCCCUUCUUCCACCGCCCCCGCCGGCCGCCGCUACGCUCCGAUCCCGACGUCCUGGUCCCGCGGUCCCCGGCGGCCCGAGGGCCGUGCCUGACACAGGCCCCGCCUCCUCUCUCGAUCUCGUGCGCACACGGCCUCACUCUCGCCUUUCUGCUGCUCUGUUCCCCCAAUCCCCAGUCCGACCAAACCCUAGCAGCUAGGGAAGCAACCGGCGGCGCGACCAUCCAACCACGCGGCGCAAGCGCUCGCGCAGGAGAAGGGCAGUUGGCAGCGUCGCAGCAGGCAGGCAGCCAGCAGCGAUCCGCGUCUGGGGAUCGAGCUCGUCCGCCGAACGCACACGCUGAAACGGUGAUUCGUUGUGCCGUUUCGGAAUACCCAAGUGCCAGCGUUAGGCGAGGAGGAGGAUGUAUGGGAGGCGUGCGACGCAGCUGCUGAAGGAGAUCGAUUCCUCUGAAGCUGGUCAGCUCGCACCGUUCAAUAGUGAUGUGUUUGAUCAGGUGAUUAGAGAGUGCAAUGAGCACAAUUCACAGUUUCAAUCAUUGAUCAGGAAAAUGGUGGAGCAGAACUUAGACAUUGAGACAACUAGAAACGAGGACCACUAUGGUGCAGCUAUCCACCAUCUUUCCCUGCUCCGUAACAAAAGAUGCCUCAUGGCCUACAUGUACAACCGGGCAGAAGUUAUUCAGAGUUUUAGAUGGAAAGUUGGACCUGUGCUUCCUCAUGAUAUUCAAGAAAAACUCCAUUUCUCAGAGAAAGAGUACUUUAAGAACCACUCUGCAGCCAUUAAGUCAUACAUAUCGGAGAUGGAUAUAGAUUUGACAGUAGAUAUGGUCCCUCCCAAGGAUCCUUACAUUCAGGUUCGGGUGCUGGAGGACAUUGGCGAAGUAUCUCUUGGCGACCACUCUGUAUCAUUGACCAAGAAUUCACUCCAUUUCCUAAGGCGCACCGAUGCUGAACAAUUUAUAUCACAGGGUCUUAUGGAAGAAUUUCUGGAGUAGGGAUCACAUAUGAUGUAUAAUAGGUACUCAUGACCCUUCGCUGGUUGGUUGUAACGUGAUGCAGACAUCCUGUGAAAAGAUUGUAUGUUUGGAAGAUGGCCUUCCGGAGGACCUGAGGAGACAUGGCCAGAAUGCACUUAUGCACAGAUGAUGUAGCUAGCUUGUUUUCACCUGGGUCGCUCCACCCUCUCCUGUGCUGCUUCCGAUUAGUGGCAUCUGUUGGUGACAUCGUCCAUAGAGUUCUAACAAUCUUAUCGGUCGAUCCAAUUUAACCGUGAGAACUGUUGUGCUUGGAGCUUCUUGACAUGGGAAAACUGGUGGCAGAGGCUGUAGCCUGUAUUGUAUAUUUGUAUACAGACAUCCAACUGUGAAAUGAAAUUCUUGUAUCUUAUUUUCCUUAUGGCA
This is a messenger RNA of Panicum virgatum (switchgrass), 1488 nucleotides long. Its product is annotated as DNA replication complex GINS protein PSF1-like. Lineage: Eukaryota; Viridiplantae; Streptophyta; Magnoliopsida; Poales; Poaceae. The record is from RefSeq and is a predicted model, not a curated record. The transcript has 8 exons. Gene Ontology annotation, biological process: DNA replication; DNA strand elongation involved in mitotic DNA replication. Bases 490 to 1083 code for a protein of 197 amino acids. Gene Ontology annotation, cellular component: GINS complex.